This is a messenger RNA of Rana temporaria (common frog), 1273 nucleotides long. RefSeq names its product HemK methyltransferase family member 1 (gene HEMK1). The record is from RefSeq and is a predicted model, not a curated record. Gene Ontology annotation, biological process: protein methylation. Gene Ontology annotation, cellular component: mitochondrion. The coding region runs from base 185 to 1177 and encodes 330 amino acids. The transcript is spliced from 11 exons. NCBI's taxonomy places the organism in Eukaryota, Metazoa, Chordata, Amphibia, Anura, Ranidae. Gene Ontology annotation, molecular function: nucleic acid binding; protein methyltransferase activity.
GUUUGUUAUAUGAGUUUGGUUUAGGUGUCGUGGUGUGUGCUGUAGUUUCAAGCUGUUUCUGAAAUGGGCUAAGAAAAUGACGUUGUGUGACUGUUUACAUUAGGAACCAAUGUGCAGUGGCUGAGUGGGGGGAGCACCGGAAGUCUUGUUUUUCCAUGUGUAGUGACCCCCUUCGGUGCCAGGUAUGUCAUUGGUCAUGAAUGUCACCUCUCCCCUGCACCGCCUCCUCGCCAGAGCGGCCCGCCUAUCGUGUCGGAGGAUCGGCUCGGCCGGGGCAACCGCUGAGGACUUGGCGCGGCAUUGGCGGAAUGUUUUCCAAGAUGGCGGCGUCCCGGAGGCGAAGGAAUCCAGCGAGAUUCUAAUAGCGCAUGCACUUGGAGCGAAGACGUUUCGGGGUCUGGCCCGGCGCCUGGCUCGUUCCCCGGUCUCUGAAGAUCAAAUGAAGCGCGUAGAGAAGAUGGCGCAGGAGCGGCUGAAGAGGGUCCCUAUUCAGUACAUUAUUGGAGAGUGGGACUUCCUGGAUCUGACGCUGGAGAUGAGGCCGCCCGUUUUUAUCCCGCGUCCUGAGACCGAGGAACUGGUGGGACUGGUUCUGGCGGAUUGUCCGGGGGCGAGGGAGUCGCCUGAGCCCAGAAUCCUGGAGGUGGGCUGCGGUUCUGGCGCCGUGUCCUUGGCUUUGCUGCGGAACCUUCCCCGGGCUCGUGUCCUGGCCGUAGAUAAAACCGAGGCGGCGGUGAAUCUCACCGCAGAUAACGCCGAGAGACUCAAUCUGCAACACCGAAUCCAGAUUCUUCAGCAUGACAUAUUGUCAGACCCCGCAGAGCACCUCCUCGCCCUGGGCCCUGUGGACAUUUUGGUCAGUAACCCUCCCUACAUCUUCACAGAGGACCUGUCUGGUUUGGACCCGGAGAUCUUGAGGUAUGAGGACCGCGCAGCAUUAGACGGGGGCUCUGAUGGAAUGGAAGUAAUAAAGGCAAUUCUACGUCUUGCACCUCUCCUGCUGAACCCCGGAGGGUCCGUCUUCCUAGAGGGAGACCCCCGACAUCCGGACAUGGUGCAGGAGUGGCUGCAGGACCAUCCCGAGCUUCGGCUCCAACUUCUCAGUGUGGUGAAAGACUUCUGCAGCAAGCCGAGGUUUAUUCACCUGCGGAGGAGAGAUGGGACCUCGUCUUCCUGAAGAUACUCAGCUGGGCCACCAUGAUCUGCUUGUCCUUUGUAGGGUGUGCGGGGGAGGAGCUCGGAGGGAUGAGAUUUCCACCAACCAACCAACAAA